Molecule: messenger RNA, 5223 nt
Organism: Brienomyrus brachyistius
Lineage: Eukaryota; Metazoa; Chordata; Actinopteri; Osteoglossiformes; Mormyridae
Gene: trappc8
Product: trafficking protein particle complex subunit 8
Exons: 31
Coding region: 172-4689 (1505 amino acids)
Biological process (GO): endoplasmic reticulum to Golgi vesicle-mediated transport; protein localization to phagophore assembly site
Cellular component (GO): phagophore assembly site; TRAPPIII protein complex; cytoplasmic vesicle
Molecular function (GO): protein binding
Source: RefSeq, a predicted model, not a curated record
CGGUGCAUCACGGGAAACAAAUCAAUCAGCAGGGUAACCGAGGUUUCCAACAUGGCUGCUUUCGGAUGUCAGUAAGGGAGUUGUUUUCAACUCAGGAGCGGUUCGCUGUGUAGGCAGGCAGGAAACAAAACACACCCUGGUCCUUGUGCAGAGACAACGGCGGGGAGCACGAUGGCUCAGUGUCUUCAAUCCGUGCAGGAGUUUAUUCAGGACUCGUUCGUUCCCAUGGUGGCUGUCCUGUGCAGCGAAUAUGCGGAGAAAGUGACUCGGAAAAACAACCUGAAUUUCUCCGAGCUGGUGAGGCCUUUCUGCCGGCUCACAUCUGAAGGUCACAUGCGAGAUCCCAACAACCAGAUCCACGUGGUGAAGAACCUGAAGAUUAGCGUGUCCAAUGUGGUGACGGAGCCUCCUCACCAUGCCACCACUCGCCGGUUGCUGAAUGAGGUGGUGUUGGCCAGCCAGCCGGCCGAGGGCUUGGUGACUAACGUGAUUACGGCAGGGGAUUACGACCUCAACAUCAGCGAUGGCUCGCUUAAAGCUAGUGUUCCUUGGUACUAUAGUUGGAAAGACACACUGAUGGAACUGAGCAAAUCCAAGUUCUAUACAGCCACGACUCCCUGGUUUGAGGCUUACCGAGAGAAUUUCCUCCAGUCCAUGCCAGCCUCUGACCACGAGUUUCUCAACCACUACCUGGCCUGCAUGCUUGUGGUGACAUCGCACGAGGCCUCGCCCGUGGACCAGUUCUUCAAGCUGUCCCAGGACCAGCACCGCAUCCAGCAUGGCAGCGAGCAUGCCUACCCCAAGUGGUUCAUCCCCAACACACUGAAGUACUACGUUCUGCUGCAUGACGUCAGCGAGGGUGACGAGCAGAGGGCCGAGUCUAUCUACGAGGACAUUAAGCAGAAGUACGGGACCCAGGCGUGCUAUCUGCUGAAAAUCAACUCGCGGACGUCCACGCUCGGGCCUGACGAGCAGAUUCCGGAUCCCUGGAGUCAGUAUUUGCACAGAAAUAAUUUCCAGAACCAGGAGCUGCCUGAAGAGGGCCCCGCGGUGGUCAUGAACAAUGUGAUUGUUGAGAACAGCAUGAAUGCGUCCGAAACUGACGGGCUCCACCUUCCCGCUAAAGCUUGUACCUGUUCACUGAGUUCCAUUACAUCCCCUGGUGCUGGAAGUUUCAGCUUGUUGGGGCCACCAAGGGCAGACGAUGUUGGCAGUAUAAGCAGCGACCACCCUCUGCAGUCGGAUGACCCCAGCAAUGCCGCCACCCACCUGGACGGCAUCGAUGACAUCAAGCCUGUGGGGACGGGGCCUGAGGUCGACGUCAGGAAGCAGCCUUGUGCUGCCUCUGCCACACACGGGGCUUGCCUGACCCUUGGUGACCAUGACCGCAUCCGUCUCUUCAUCCAGGAGUUCACGUUCAGGGGCCUCCUGCCUCACAUUGAGAAGAACAUUCGGCAGCUCAAUGACCAGCGUAUGUCAAGGAAAGGCAUAAGUAGUUCCUUGAUUUCUGCCACAAAGAAGUGGUUUGGCGGUGGGAAGGUACCGGAAAAGAGCAUCAACGAGCUGAAGAACACAUCCGGGUUAUUGUACCCCCCAGAGGCACCCGAGCUUCAGAUCAGGAAGAUGGCCGACCUGUGUUUCUUGGUCCAGCACUAUGACUUGGCAUACAGCUACUAUCAUGCAGCCAAGAAGGACUUCCUGAGUGACCAGGCUAUGCUGUAUGCUGCCGGGGCCCUGGAAAUGGCUGCUGUGUCCGCCUUCCUUCAGCCCGGCGCUCCGAGACCCUACCCUGCCCACUACAUGGACACUGCCAUCCAGACCUACAGGGAUGUGUGCAAGAACAUGGUGAUGGCUGAGAGGUGUGCCCUGCUCAGUGCUGAAAUCCUGAAGAGCCAGGCCAAGUAUUCGGACGCCGCCACCCUCUUGAUCAAGUUGACGAGCGAGGACUCAGACCUGCGGAGCGCGCUGUUGCUGGAGCAAGCGGCCCACUGCUUCAUCAACAUGAGGAGCCCCAUGGUGCGCAAGUUUGCCUUCCACAUGAUCCUGGCGGGACACAGGUUCAGCAAGGCAGGCCAGAAGAGGCAUGCCCUGCGAUGCUACUGUCAGGCCAUGCAGGUGUACAAGGGCAAGGGCUGGUCUCUGGCCGAGGACCACAUCAAUUUCACCAUCGGACGGCAGUCUUUCACGCUGCACCAGCCCGAGAAUGCCGUGGCAGCCUUUCGGCACAUUCUGAUCAACGACAGCAAGCAGGCCGCCUCGCAGCAGGGCGCCUUCCUCAGGGAGUACCUCUACGUCUACAAGAACGUGAGCCAGGCGUCCACAGAAGGGGCCCUCCCCCAGCUCCCCCUGCCCUGCAUCCACAGCUUCGCCACCAGGGUCUUCUUCGGCCAUGACCGGAGGCUGGCCGAGGGAGAAAAGCAGGCUGCAAGCCAUGUCAGCCUGGACCAGGAGUACGACCGCGAGCUGUCCCAGCAGUGGCGGGAACUGGAGGAGCAGGUGGUGGCCAUAGUGAACCGGGGUGUGCUGCCUGCAGCCUUCCAGCCCACGCAGUACUGCCUGAGCAACCAGACGGACAACAUGCGCUUCCCCUUGGCUGUGGUAGAAGAACCCAUCAUCGUCGAGGUGGUCUUCAGAAAUCCCUUGAAGGUCCCCCUCAUCCUCACUGGGCUCUCCCUGCUCUGGAAGUUCUCCCCCAAGGACCCUGGGCAGCAGCGGGGUGGUGAAACCGAUGAAGUCGUGAGCAACGAGAGAGAAGUGCAGGCAUCUCAAGGGGGUUUAAUUACCACUGAAGUAAUAUCAGAGUUUUACAUGAGCCCAGAAGAAAAGAAAGUGGCUCGUCUCAAACUGCUACCACACCAGACCGGAGAGCUGCACAUCCGGGGGGUGGUUUACAACCUGGGUGCGGCGCCCCCUCCUGGUGAUGUCCUGAACAGCACUGUAGGGACACGGGUGGAAGGAAGCGUCUUCAGCGAUGGCCUGUUCGUACGUGGUCAUCAGGACCUGGAGAUCCAGGGUCCACGACUGAACAGCACCAAGGAAGAGAAGACAUCAGUGCGUCAUGGUCCGGACAGGCGGCUGGAUCCCAUCAUUACACCCCCCAUGCCACUGCUGGAAGUCUUCUUUAUCAACUUCCCCACGGGCCUGCUCUGCGGGGAGAUCCGGAAGGCGUAUGUCGAGUUCGUCAAUGUGAGCAAGGUGGCCCUGAAAGGCCUGCGCGUGGUGUCCAAGCACCCGGAGUUCUUCACCUUCGGCAGCCAUGCGGCCGCACUCACGCCACUCAGCCCUGGCGCCUCCGAGAACUGCAGCGCCUACAAGACCGUGGCCACGGGCCGCGCCUCCGCCUCCUCCACGCUGGUUGCGCCUGCAGACUUCGGCACCGGGGCCGACGGCUCUAGGCCCGGCGUAGUGGAGAUCCCACUGCCAGAUUCCGCACUCCAGCCCGGCGCCUCCGUCCAGCUGCCCAUGUGGCUGCGGGGGCCGGACCACGAGGGCGUGCAUGAGAUCAACUUCCUGUUCUACUACGAGAGUGCUGAGAAGAAGGUGUCCAAGAUGAGCCACCGCGUUCUGCGCCACACAGCUAUCAUCUGCGCCAGCCGCUCGCUCAGUGUGCGAGCCACAGCGUGUCGGAGCAACACUCUGCCAGAGAACAGCGAGGACCGGAACAGCGGCAUGCUGGUCUUCGUGGAUGUGGAGAACAUCAACACUAACGAAGCUGGGGUGCGGGAGUUCCACAUAGUUCAGGUGUCCAGCAGCAGUCAGCACUGGAAGCUUCACAGCUGCAUAAAUUCCGUCGAAGACAAAGAUUCCAAACUGACAAGCAGGGAACGGGGGAAGCUGUGCUUCCGGGCCACAAAGUGCAGGAACGCGGAAGCUACCUCAGUUGCAGUGGGGAAGUACACGUUUGCUGACAUCAACCUGGGGAAUGAACAGAUAAUUAGUGCUACCACACCGUGCGCCGACUUCUUCUUCCGGCGACGGCACCCCCCGGAGUCCAAGAAGCCUCCAAUGUUGGGGAGCGCGGGGUUCGCUCCCCCUGCUGGCCACUCGGCUGCGGAGCACCUGAGCAAUGUGGUGUGCCGGUGCAGCGAGGUGGACCUCAACAUCAUUGUCCUCUGGAAGGCAUACGUGGUGGAGGAUAAUAAGCAGCUCAUCCUUGAAGGGCAACUUCACGUCGCCCUGCAAACCAUUGGGAGGGAAGCGUGCUCCCUGACACAGAAGGAGGAAGCUGAGGAGAUGGUUCUGCUGAAGUUCAAGCCAGACGUUCCCCCUCCGUUAGCCAAGCCAUCUGUGGAGCAGCUGUCCCAACUGAUAAAGACAAACCUCCACUACCCAGAGUCCUACGACCACCCAUUCCCACAGAAAAGCCUCUGCAUGGUACCUGUGACGCUCAUGCUCUCUAACUGCUCAUUGGCUGAAGUCGACGUCAUCAUAGACCUUCGGCACAAAGCCACCAGCCCAGAGACCCUGGAGGUCCAUGGGUCCUUCACGUGGCUGGGCCAGACCCAGUACAAGCUGCCUCUGCGGGCCCAAGAGGUCCGCAAGCUGCGCCUGACGGCCUGCUUCAUCCACGCCGGCGUCUACAACCUGGGCACGCCACGCGUCUUUGCCAAGCUCGCCGAGCAGGGCUCCAUGUGCGAAGCCAGCCAGCAGAGUGCCACACCGGCGCUCAUCAUCAUUAACGGCGUCUGAGCCUGACCCCCCACCCACCCCCGACCGACACGCACACGCUGGACCCUGGAGAACCGAGAUUCUUUUGUACAAACCCCCGCCGACUCGUGUGCUUGUGAAGAUGGCAGUCACAUGAUGUUAAAUAAACAUAGCUGUUUUAUGUUCUGACAGAGCAUUGCGGACUUUUAAGAGUAACACAAUAUGGACUUCAUUGCCAUCGCCUCUACCUUACAGCUUGUCGCCCACCCCCAUGCACCCCCCUUUUGCCUUUUCUAUGAAAUACAAAUAAAGAUGGAGGGAGGCCUACAGAAACUCCUUAAACUGUCUUCCUCAAGUUGAUAAUUGGGGAGGUUUCCUGUUUGCUUUACAGUUACAGUUGAAGGGUAGUCUUUUUGUUUCCCUCUGCCUAAACAAUGUGAAAUAUCAUCUAGAAACUGAGCAGUCUGGACCUGAUCACACGACAGCUUAGUUAGUUGUCUUUCGGUUUGUUGUAUUGUUGAAUUUGAGGCAUGGAUUUUUUUUUUUUUUUUUUUUUUUUUUUUUUUAAAAGAUGUU